AUGUAUACUCCACCUGAGGAGGCAGAGGCAGCCCGAUCUAACCGCCGCAAAGUCUGCGACUUGUGCUUUACGAAAAAGAUCAAAUGUGACAUGCUCAAGCCCGUGUGUUCCAACUGUAUCCUCUACAAGGCAGACUGCAAGACCAGUAUUAUCCGGCGGAAAGCAAACCCACCCAAGGCCAAACCAGCACCUCCCGGCCAAGCUGAUGGGCGUGUUGAAACUCUCGAGGCUCGCUUGGCCAGGAUUGAAAACCAGCUUCAGCAAGUUCUCGAUGCGGCGCGAGAUGUCCACAGACCUGCGGGCAACACAGACUCGUUGCCGCAGAGGGAUCCUGGAAGACGGGAUGAGGUUGAUCAAGUCGACCUGUUGGCGGAUCCAAUCAUCCAAGACACGAUUCCAGAAGAGACGGGAGGCCAAAAUCCGUGGAGAUUCGAUCCCAUUGAGCCGCGGCUCUACCAAGGCCCCGAACCAGAUGUCUUUGUCCUGCCGCCGUUGGACGAGAUCCUCCCCACCAUCGACCACUACUUUGCAGCCUUUAACCAGAUCAUUCCUCUCUUCCACCAAAACACCUUCAUGAAGAUGUUGCAUUCCUGGUACAACGACCCCACGCCUCGCGACAGAGGCGCCUGGGCGGCCGUGCAAAUCGUCAUGGCCCUCGGGUACCGCAUGCCCCGACUCACAGCGACGGACACCGUCUCGGUGCAAAUCGACAAGGCCGACCGCUGUCUCAAGAGUGCGCAGGCUGUCAUAUCGGAGCUGGUGACCAGAGACGAAGAUUUGCUGGGAGUCCAGAUCUUGCUUGGCAUAGUCAUGCUGUUCCAGAACAGUCGCGAUCCGAAACCCGCCAGCGUCAUUAUCGGCACGGCGGUGAGGCUCGCCCACAAGCUGGGACUGCACUCUGCAGAGGCGUCGAAACUAUUCAGCGUUGAGGAAGCUGAGCAGAGAUCUCGCGUGUUAUGGAUCGCGUACUCCCUCGACAAGGAUAUAUCUCUCAGAGCCUACACUCCGUCAAUAAUGUCUGACGAUGACAUCGACGUUCCACUUCCCGUAAUGGCACCCGCCGAUAGUUCUGGAUUCAUCUGGACGCAAAACGGCCAGGCUCACUUCAACUACCACAGACGACGUGUUGAGCUUGCCCACAUCGAAGGCAAAGUGUACGACCUGCUCUACUCCAACAGAGCUGCCAAGGUCAAGGGCGCGCUACGCCACCAGCGCGUUGCGAGGUUGCAAGCAAUGCUCGACCAGUGGUAUGAGCGCGUCCCCUCCGUCUUCCACAUCGAGAACGUCGCAGCAAACGUCGGACCAGGCCAGCUUGUCCAGUUGACCAAAAUGCACCACGCAUAUCUCAUGGCCGAGGUUAUGACGCAUGGCAUCUAUAGCCACAAUGCCGAUUGGGUAAAGAGGAUCAGCUCUUUUAGUCGGUCGGCCAUAUAUAACAUGCAGAGCAUUCCUAAUAAGUUUAGAAAUCUCAACUGCAUGAGCAACAAGGAGCAAGCAGCUCCGUUGCCCGAAGGGUGGAGCAAGUGCGUUGAGGUCAGCCGAGGGUGUAUGGAUCUGUUCCAAGGAGCAACGCCGACGGAAUGUCUCAUUUGGCAAUGCAGUUGUGCCCACUUCUCUGGGCUUAUCAUUCUCCUUGCAAACAUGUCUCUGGACCCAGGACAUGAACUAGUUGCUUUCGACCAACACCUGGCUCUUCGCGCCAUUAACCUAUUCGACAAGCUCCUAGAUAUCAUCGACGACGAAGGCUUCAAGGCCCUGCGCCUGGUAAUAGGCGAGCUGAGCCAGAAGGCAAAUUUAGCCGUCGAGACGCACCGACUAGAAAAUGCUCAGUCAGGCAACGCCGUGUUCGAAAGCCUGUGCCCAGAUGCAGGCGCGCUUCAACCUAUAGAACUCGAGUACCUGCCACAGGACACGGAAUUUGGAGAGGUUAAUGGUUCUUUUGCGGAAUUCGACGUGAAUGAGUUUCAAGACUCUGUUUUUGGGCAAACAUAUAACGCUACGGAUUUGAGAGGGAUUCCAGCAAUCGCAGAUCUGGAAGACUUUUUGAGAUGA
Messenger RNA from Ilyonectria robusta, 2052 nucleotides. Its product is annotated as fungal-specific transcription factor domain-containing protein. The record is from RefSeq and is a predicted model, not a curated record. The transcript is spliced from 4 exons. Gene Ontology annotation, molecular function: DNA-binding transcription factor activity, RNA polymerase II-specific; DNA binding; zinc ion binding. Gene Ontology annotation, biological process: DNA-templated transcription; regulation of DNA-templated transcription. Bases 1 to 2052 code for a protein of 683 amino acids. Lineage: Eukaryota; Fungi; Ascomycota; Sordariomycetes; Hypocreales; Nectriaceae.